This is a messenger RNA of Linnemannia hyalina, 1752 nucleotides long. Lineage: Eukaryota; Fungi; Mortierellomycota; Mortierellomycetes; Mortierellales; Mortierellaceae. The record is from the annotation of a GenBank genome assembly.
AUGACUCGCAUCUCCCUGGGCCUCGUCACUCUCUUGGCAUUGUCCUCAGCCGUGAGCAUCGUCAACGCUCACGAAGGACACGACCAUGCCCAGCAAAAGUUCAACAUCCCCGGUGACGAAGACUACUCAGCCGACGCCCUUGGACUUCAGGACUUCAAGGUCACCUCGAUCAAGGCCCCCUUCUUGGAGCAGUUUGCUGACAACUGGUCGGCACGCUGGACUGCCAGCGAGGCCACCAAGGAGACCACUGCCGAGGGCGAGGUCUUUAGCUAUGUUGGUCAGUGGAGCGUCGAGGAGCCUACUGUCUACCCCGGUAUGAAGGGCGACAAGGGUUUGGUCGCCAAGAGCCCCGCUGCCCACCACGCCAUCUCUGCCUCCUUGCCUGAGGUUGUCGACAACAAGGACAAGACCCUCGUCGUCCAGUAUGAAGUCAAGGCUCAGACUGGAUUGGAGUGCGGUGGUGCCUACAUGAAGCUCUUGACGGAUUCCCCUGAGGGCAUCAAGUUCAAGGAGUUCUCCAACGACACCCCCUACACCAUCAUGUUUGGACCCGACAAGUGUGGAAGCACCAACAAGGUCCAUUUUAUCUUCCGUCACAAGAACCCUAUCACUGGAGUCUACGAGGAGAAGCACCUUCAGUCUGCUCCUUUGGCCAAGUUGGGCGCCCUCACCAACCUCUACACCUUGAUCGUCAAGCCUGAUCAGACUUAUGAGAUCAAGAUCAACGGAGAGAGUUCUUCUUCUGGAUCGCUCUUGGAGGACUUCCAGCCCCCAGUCAACCCACCUAAGGAGAUCGACGACCCCACCGACAGUAAGCCCGCCGACUGGGUCGAGGUUGCCCAGAUCCCAGACCCCAAGGCCACUAAGCCCGAGGACUGGGACGAGGAUGCACCCGCCCGUAUUCUCGACGAGAAGGCUGUUAAGCCUAGCGACUGGCUCGAGGACGAGUUGGCAGAGAUCCCCGACCCUGAUGCCGUCAAGCCCGAGGACUGGGAUGAUGAAGAGGAUGGCGACUGGGUCCCCGUUUCAGUUCCUAACCCCAAGUGCGCGAGCAAUGGCUGUGGCAAGUGGGUCCGCCCUUACAUCUCCAACCCCGCCUACAAGGGCAAGUGGUCUGCUCCUUUGAUCGACAACCCUGAUUACAAGGGAGUCUGGGCUCCACGCAAGAUUCCCAACCCUGGGUUCUUUGAGGACUUGCAUCCUUCAGACUUUGAGAAGAUUGGCGCUGUCGGUUUCGAAAUCUGGACGAUGCAGAAGGAUAUCCUCUUUGACAACAUCUAUAUUGGUCACUCUGUUGCCGACGCCGAGGCUUUGGCCGCUGAGAGCUGGGAGAUCAAGCACGCCGCCGAGAAGAGGCAGGAGGAGCUCGCCAACCCCAAGCCCAAGAGCCUUGAGGGACCCCCUUCGUUCAAGGAGGACCCCGUUGGCUUCCUUGUCGGUCACUUGCGCGAAUUUAUCGAGUUGGCGCGUGAGGACCCCAUGAAUGCGAUCCACAGCAGGCCCAUGGUUUCGGCAGUGUUGGCAGCGAUCAUUGGAGUCACUCUUGGAUUGGGCUUGAUCUUGGUCGGUCUCUUGACGGCAGCGCCUCGUACCGGUACCCCCCGUGCUGCAUCCAAGGCCAAGAAGACUGAUGAGGUGACUGCUGACGAUGAUGACAAGGAGGUCAAGCCCGAGGCCGAGGGCAAGAGCGGUUCCAAGGAAGACGCUGCCCUUCGCAAGCGCACCACCGUUGUUGAGGAGACUGACGAAUAA